AUGUCUGAUGGAAUCCCGUGGCCUCCCGUUUCCCCCCGUGCAGCACUCCUGAGUUCGCCCAGCGGGCGGAGAAAGUACGAGGCAUAUCAGAGUUCCUAUUCCCCCGUGAAACGAACCGCAUCGACCCCUAAUCUCCUCGAUCAGCUUCGAGCGGCUCGAAAAGACAAAGAGUUCUCAUCUCAAGACGAGAACAUGGAGGAGGAGAUCGAAGAAGAUGAAGAGACUCUACAACUGAAACUGGCCGCCAUCGAGGCAAAGUUGAAGUUGAAGAAGCUGCAGCAGAACAAAGCCCGAGCAGCUACUCCCGGGAGAGUCUCCUCACAGUCAAGCUCGGCCCAUGGCUUUGAUUCAGCGGUAUCGAAGCCUCAUGCCAGACAUCAGGAGCCCUUACCAGAGCCUGCAAAAGUGGAGGUCAAGGGAUCGCCCGUCAGAAGAGCACAGCCAUCCGUACAACCGAGAUCUCCUUCGCGUGUUUUGCUAGGAAUCGAUAAGGGCAUGCGCGGCAGCGACAUUUCACUCCGCAGGGCCAACACCACGGCCGGGGCUAGUCGCACGAGAACCGAAUUUCCCGUGGUUGGCGGCGACCGACCGUCCUCACGAUCGUCAGCAUUCAGUUCCGCCCGCUCGGCCCUAACCACGAAGUCUACAUUCAAUGAUAGAAGCGGCGGCAAGACGUUCAGCGAGAGAAUGGCCGAGGCACGCGAGCGCACGAAGACCUCCGAGCAACGGCGCGAGACGAUCAGCCGCAAUCGCAGCAAGGGGCUUGAGCUGGACCAGGCGGAACUUGAAAAGUAUCGGUUAGCUGCUGAAGAGUCUCGAAGUCGCGAACCUCCAAGAUCACCACGACGCAUGACCCAACAUGAAGCAUACAGUCGGGAAGACAUCCUCAAGGCCGCAAAGGAAGCGACCACGAAGACGCGCCUGUUGGAAAAGAAGCAGACGAAGUCCAACCACAAUGCACCGCUCUCGAGGCCAUCACCUCGAGACUCCGAUACGGCCGUCCCAGGUCAAGCCGACAGCUCGCUAUUCGAAAGGUUCUCGCAACUGCACCUCACGUCGCGCAUUUUACCACACUCCUUCCUCAAACGUACCCUCCCCUCGGACAAAUUCACAGUGCUGCGCGUCCCCGAUCUCCUGAGACAAGUCAAAUCGCCCGACUUCGAUCUCCCGGAGACGAUAUGCGACUACGUCGUCUGUGGGGUGAUUGCGUCGAAAUCCUCGCCUAUGGACCAGAAGGCGCCACCACCGGACGGGUCCACGGUCGGCACGAAGGACUGGGAACGGCAAUGGGAAGACGGGUCCAAGAACCAGCGACGAUUCAUGGCCCUGACUAUCACGGACCUCAAAUGGACCGUCGACCUGUACCUGUUCGGGACGGCAUUGCCGCGCUACCACCGCCUCACGCCAGGCACUGUGGUGGCCAUUCUGAACCCGGGGAUCAUGCCGCCCAAGCACGGCAAGACAGACACCGGCGCCUUCAGUCUGUCGUUGAACAGCGGCGACGAUACGGUCCUGGAGAUCGGCACGGCCCGCGAUCUGGGAUAUUGUAAGACGGUGAAGAAGGACGGCAAGGAGUGCGGCAGCUGGGUGGACGCGUCCAAGACCGAGAUCUGCGAAUGGCAUCUGAACGCCGAACUCAACAAGACUCGCGCCACACGCAUGGGCGUCAACACCGGCACCAACGGCUUCGGCGGGACCGGGGCCGGCAGUCAUCGGUUCUUCGAUAGAACCAGAGCCUUCUCCAAUCAGCGCAACAAUGAGCUUUUGCCUAAAGACGGCCACAGAUACAACAAGUUCACGGGGAGUCAUUUCUACAUUGCUCGCUCCAACACUGGACCCACGGCAGGUGGUCGUCGCACUGCUGGUGGUGGCGGGGGUCUGGGGUUUGGGCUGGACGAUGACCCGUUCAUUCCGGCAAGGGAGCUCGAGCGUGAUCGAGACGAGCGACUUAGGAAACAUUUCGCCACGCAGGAAAAGGAACGCGAGAUCGCCGAGAAGCUGGGUGCGGGAUGUCAUGCGGGCAGUGGCGACGCAGGGGCUGCAUAUUUGCGCCACAAAGCAAACAAGUCUCGCGCUGGACCUGGAGAAGACUCUCGCGGCUCAGGUCCGAGUGAGAACACCGCCGGUGACUCGUCGUUGUCUCACAACGACAUUCCCUUUUCCCGCGGCGCAAUUCUCUCACACGAUAUCAAGGACGCUAUGGCCACCGGCACUGGGGGCGGGAUCUCUCGCAAACGUACCGCCGCCGAUGUCAGGCUGUCACCGGUCAAGAAGACGCGCUUCGUCACCUCUCGAGGCAUCAAGGAGGCUGGCCGGGAGAGUCUGGGCGCCAGUGUCGCCGCCGCCGCCGCUAUGUCUGCAUCUGACUCUCGGAAAGCGCAUGCUCGUGGUGAUGUAAGUGGUAGCGAAGAUGAUUUGGAGAUUGUCUGA
Capronia coronata CBS 617.96 is the source of this 2430-nucleotide messenger RNA. RefSeq lists its product as uncharacterized. Bases 1 to 2430 code for a protein of 809 amino acids. Gene Ontology annotation, molecular function: DNA replication origin binding; single-stranded DNA binding. The record is from RefSeq and is a predicted model, not a curated record. Gene Ontology annotation, biological process: DNA replication; DNA replication initiation. Gene Ontology annotation, cellular component: replication fork protection complex; nucleus. NCBI's taxonomy places the organism in Eukaryota, Fungi, Ascomycota, Eurotiomycetes, Chaetothyriales, Herpotrichiellaceae. The transcript has a single exon.